Marmota monax (woodchuck) is the source of this 1326-nucleotide messenger RNA. RefSeq names its product DPY30 domain containing 1 (gene Dydc1). Gene Ontology annotation, cellular component: Set1C/COMPASS complex. The coding region runs from base 101 to 643 and encodes 180 amino acids. The record is from RefSeq and is a predicted model, not a curated record. NCBI's taxonomy places the organism in Eukaryota, Metazoa, Chordata, Mammalia, Rodentia, Sciuridae. The transcript is spliced from 7 exons.
GAGGAGCCCUUUUCUCAGAACGGUUCCUCUCGCCUAGCAGAGGCGGUUCUCACGGUUGGACCUUGAGAGCGGCACAGAGGUUUUUAUUUACGAGUUAGAAAUGGAGUCGUCAUAUCUUCAAAAGCACCUUGGAAUGUGUCUAACUCUAGGUCUUGCAGAAGUAGCAAGAGUUCGCCCAGCGGAUCCAAUAGAAUAUUUAGCAUUGUGGAUUUACAAGUAUAAGGAAAAUUUAACCAUGGAACAACUAAGGCAACAAGAAAUGGUGGACUUGGAGCAUGAAAGAGAAUUGGCUCGGAGGGAGCAGGAAAUUAUGGAGCGGCUCAAGGCAGAGGAGCUCUUGUUGCAGCAGCAACAACUGGCAUUACAAAUGGAGUUGGAAAUGCAAAAAAAAGAGAAAGAGAGACUAGAAGAACUUCAGAGAACUCAAGAACAAUUAGAGAAGGAGAUGAGAACGAGUGUGGAAAGUAUGCCGAAGAGUGAGGAUACUUUUUAUUCAGAGGAAGGAUUUCUAGACACAAGCAAAACACUUGCUGAAAUUAGUGAUAGAUAUGGAGCACCUAACUUGACCAGAGUAGAAGAACUUGAUGAAUCAAUGUUUUCUGAUGUCGCAUUAAACAUUGAUCAAGAUUUGCAGGAUCAAUAAAUCUAAGAACAAUAAAAAUUGUCUGCUUAUUUUAAGUUUCAAAUUAUGAGCUCUUGAUUUGUAAGAAUUUUUUUUUUUUUACCUCCAAUCUUGAACUGUACAUUUUUUUUCCCUCUAAGGACAACUUUAUAAAUGGGCUUCAAAGGAGUACCUUAAAAUAUUGUUUGGAUAUUCCAAUGCAUCUGGUUAUUUGUGUGAUUACUUUGGGAGAACAGGACGGAUGGAGUUUGCUGAAGCAAGCAAAAACAGGCAAAAAGAUGAGCUGUCUGCAGGAAAUGAAGGAGGAAGCCACUGAGGAGAGCUCAGCACAGUUCAGCAUGCCUUAGAUAUGGCUUUCUUCCUGGGAGGGGACUGCAGGGCUUUCUCCAGUUUGCUGGGAGCUGGAAAUUCUGAAUCCCCACUUCCAUGUUGUGACUGAUAUGGGGAAGGAACAUUCUCCACUAUCCUGCUGGGGAAUUUUCUCAAGCUUAGCUUGCUCAGCCCCCUCAAGUACAGGCAUAGGAACUUCUCCUUCUUCAUUUCUCUGCCCAGUGGGAUGUCCAGGAUCCUGCCUUCCUCUUUGGGGUUUAUGAAGUCCAGGGACCUUGUAUAGAAUGUCCGUAUGGAAAGAAUUGAGUGGGGUCCAGGCAAAGUCUUAGGGUGCUAAAAGGUAUCAUUUCUUCUGGACCCAUCAGUAGGCUCAG